AUGGCAAAGAAAAAAGCAGUCGCGCGGCCAGGAACUCCGAUUCCUUCCUGGUUAAAAAACCAGAUGAAACAUGUGCCAGUCCCGGAUGUAGUCAAACGAAAAGCACAUCAAAGCGCGAGAGCGCUUUUUGCGCAAGCAGAAAAAGCCGCUAGCGGCGCUUCUUUUUCAACACUGCCACGACCCCGCUUGCCCGUCGUUUACGAGACUCGAGCUGGUAAACGGAAGCGUAUUUCCUCCCCUCGAAACUCUCCUGGCGCCGUCAGAAUGUCUCCUGAAAAGAAAAAACGCAACAUCAUCAAGCGAUGUAAGAACAAAGCGAUACUUUGGGGGAAAAAAACGGCAAAUACUGCAAAAGCAAUUGCCAAAAAUCCUCCGAAACUGACCACUUCCAUCUUGAUGGGAGCGUACACUGCUACCUUCGAAUUGACGCCAACAAAAUAUCGAGCUCUUGAGCAAGAAGUUAUUUCUGCGAAGACUCCACCGCCGCCUUUCAAGAUCGACUCACCAAAAACACCUGCACCGUCUCAGCGAGUGAGUGAACUCCUCGCGCAGGAUAAAACCCCGAUCACCUCUCGCACGCCGAGAAUUAUCAAGGGCCGAGGAGUAUUGGUUCCUUUCGGCGGGUUCGUGUCCACUGAAGAAUUCGUCAAAGAUCAAGGAACGACCACAAUUGGAGAGGCGUUGGACGCCUUUCACUACUCCCCAAAGCCGUGUGCUCGAUACGCGGCUGUUAUCGACAAUCUCAAGGCCAAAUUCGGCGAAUGCUAG
Oikopleura dioica is the source of this 768-nucleotide messenger RNA. The record is from the annotation of a GenBank genome assembly. NCBI's taxonomy places the organism in Eukaryota, Metazoa, Chordata, Appendicularia, Copelata, Oikopleuridae.